AUGGACAUUAAAUUAUAAGUGGAUAAUCUUAUUAAACCAAUUAAAGAAAUACUUUAGAAUAUUGAUCAAGUUAAAAGUUAAAUUAUACAAUCCCACACUCAUUAAUUUGCAUUGUCUAUACUUGAAUUUGUUUUUUUAGGAAAUUGUUGUUCAUGUACUUUAACGCCUGUUGAAUAUAAAACCAUAUUAAUCCAAUAUGUUUAGCAAUUAAGAAAGUUCUAUCAAAACCCUAAAGAAUCUACAGUUUGCCAAGUAUAUUAUUUAAUAAUAAGAGAUUGUAAGCAAACUUAUAAAACAAAGAUAAGAUCAUGGAGAUCGUGAAUAAGAAGGGUUUAUGAAUUCAGAUGAAGAAGAAACACGUUUAGUUUAAUAAAUAUCAUUUUAGUAAAAUACUUAAGAUUAUUCUAACGAUGCAAAUUUAGAAAAACAUAAAGUAGUAUUACAAUAAAAGGAUUAUGAAAUCGCAAGUCUUAAGGCAAAACUUUAAUUAAAAGAAUAGAAACUUUUGGAUUUAGCUAGUGGUUAUUUGAAAGAUUUAUAAAAUAUGAGAGAACAAAUGUAUAAAAAGUCUGAUGAUUUUGAUUACUAUGAGGUUUCUUAUUGUGAUGUUACUGAUAUAGAGGAUCCUCGUUAUAGAGAUUUAGUAAAUAAUAAGAUAGCUAAUUUAAAGAGUCAAUAUGAAAAGAAAACAAGAGAAAUGUAUAUUAGAUAUAUACAUUUAGAUAUUUAUUUGUUUAGAAAUAGAAAAGUGAAGUUUAGAAUUUGAGAUAGAUAGUUGGAAACUUUGAGCAAAAGUAAAAGAUGAUGGAGAAUGUAGAGUAUUUGAUGAAUCGUGUAUUUUCAUUAGAAUAAGAUCCUUAUAAAAUAUGGAGAUAUAUUUAAGAUAUCAAAGGAAAUGAUUAUUUUCAUGAUGUUUUUGAGAAGUAAAAGCCAGCAUCAGGAAUUAGAUAUAGAGAAGUGAAUAAAUUAUUAAUGGUAACUAAAGCUUACGAUAGAGAAUUAGAAUAUUUUAAGAAAGGAAUUGAAGAUCAAAUGUAUGUAUAUUUGGAAAGGGCUUGUGGAAUUAUUAAUCUUUAAAAUUAAGAUUUAUUAGAUGAAAUUGAAUAAUUAAAAAGGGAAGUUGAAAGAAUUAAAUAAUUUGAAAGUAGAGUAAAUUAAUAAAUUAUGCAUUAAUUUGAUUAAUUUAAAAAAUAAUGUAAUUACAGGUUUAAAUUAAUAUAGUGAAAUAAUAUUAAGAGGAAUAUUUGGAUGUAAAAUCAAAAGAAUUAUAGUAAUUACAGAAAAUUCAACUCAAAUAUGCUACAAGAUUAUGGUAUAUUGUGAGUCAAAUAAAGAAAGGCAGAGAUAUAAAGGAGUUGAUAUUAUAUGCAUAGUAAAGCAAAAAGUUAAUAAUAUAGUUAGAAUGACUACGAAAAAUUGACAUCAUAACAAUUCUUAGAGCUAGAAAAUAACUAUCUCAAAAAUAUGAUAGCUAUUAAAACAAAGUAAGAGGAGAUAAUAGAAUUAAAUAAUAAAUUAGAACAAAUUUAAUUAUCUAAUUAUGAACUAAAGAGCUAAAAUUCUUAAAUGAAAGUGACCAUUGAAGAUCUAAAAGCAAAAGUUAAGAAUCAUUAAAAAUGUUUAUAAUAAACAAUUAAACAUAUAGAUUCUAAAAUAAAUCCUGAAUAAUUGAAUUUGGAAGAUAAUAAUAGAGAAACAACUAUUAGUUUUAAAGAUAAACUUAAAUAACUUAGAUAAUAACAUAAUGGAUUAAAAUUUAUAUAAGAAGUAAAUGAAUAAUUUGAAAAAAAUAAUAAAGCAUUAGAAUUUUUAAGUGUUUAUUAUGAAAAUAAAUCAACUUAAACUAUGAUUUGUAAUGUAAAUAAAACAUUAACAGAAGCUAUAGAAAUAUAUACAAUGUAAAACAAUGAUGAAAAUAUUUAUGAAGAUUAAGGAUAUUUCAAAAAGGAUAACAAUAAUGUAGAAUGUUAAACUGAUUUAAUAGAUGUUGAUGAAUUACUAAAAUAAAUAACAGGUUUAAAAUAAUAAAUCAAACAUUUAUCACAAGAUAUAGAUGAUAUGGAAGGAGAAGGAACAAUAUAAAAGCAUUUUAAAUUAAGUAAUUAAAGAAAUUAAUCUUCUGAUGUUUAUUCUUCUUAAAAAAGUGCAAAUCUUAAAAGAAGAUAUGUUUAAGUUAAUGAAUCUAAGGAUUCUAAUUCAAACUAUUAAGAUGAUCUAAGAGUAUCACAUGAUAAAAAUUAUGGUUAUUAAUUAGGUUAGACUAAUUAAUUGAUAAUUUUACAUUAACAAUAAUCUGUUGAAAAGAUAGCUUAAACAUAAACUCUUUAAACAUCAAAACUCUAAUAAAAAGGUGUUUUUAAUAGAUUAUUUGAAGAUAGUAAAAAGAAAUGUGAAAGAAUUUAACAAAUUAAAAAGAAUUUAGAAUUAUUAGAGAAAGAACAUUGGUAAUAGGUAGGUGAAUUAGUAAAACAAGAUUAAGAAAUUAUGAAUGCAUUUAAAGAUAGUCUCUCAAAAAGUAAACAUUUUUAUUAGAGAUAAUUAAAAUAAAAUCUAGAAAUUGAAUAAAAAUAUUUUCCAUAAAAACAUAAUAGAGCAUAAUUUUAUUUCAAAAAAUUUAAAGAUUUUCAUAUUCAUCAAUAAGAACUUAAUGAAAUCUAUUUUGAUCCAAAUUCUAGUGAUGAAAAAACUACUGAAAUAUAAAGAUUAAAUAUAAAAAGUGUUGUAGAUAAUAGAAAAUUGAAUGGAUAAAUAAAAUUUAAUGGACUAAAAAGAGAAGAAUAUUAAUUUUUUUAAUAACUUGAAAGGAGAAAAUUAUAAAGUAGAACAUUUAGAAGUACUUAAUAAUCUCCAAAAUAAAAGAAAGUUUAGUAUGUCUCAUUUACUAAACCAUUUAUUGCAAGUUUAACUAGCUAUGAAACAAACGAUUUCAAUAACUAAUAAAUCACUAAACACUUGUAAAAAGCUUAUGAUUUGGGCUGA
Paramecium pentaurelia is the source of this 2979-nucleotide messenger RNA. The record is from the annotation of a GenBank genome assembly. Lineage: Eukaryota; Ciliophora; Oligohymenophorea; Peniculida; Parameciidae.